Molecule: messenger RNA, 1242 nt
Organism: Beta vulgaris subsp. vulgaris (sugar beet)
Lineage: Eukaryota; Viridiplantae; Streptophyta; Magnoliopsida; Caryophyllales; Amaranthaceae
Exons: 1
Coding region: 1-1242 (413 amino acids)
Source: RefSeq, a predicted model, not a curated record
AUGGAAUCAUAUAAUCGUGACUGGAUUUUAUGCAAGAAAAAUGACCCCAAGUAUAGAACUGGUGUGAAGAAGUUCUUAGAGUUUGCUUUUACACAAGGAAAAGGAAACCAAGUUGUGCCAUGUUCUUGUGUGAAAUGCAACAAUGAGAGGAGGAAAACCAGGUCGGAAAUAGAAUUAGAUCUGCUAAAGUUUGGGAUUGUUAAGAGUUACACACGUUGGGUACGACAUGGUGAAAGCUUUGAAUGCCAAGUUGAUGCAAAUGCUUUAGAUGACUCGCAUCAAAAUAUAGAGCAUAAUUAUAUGAGUGACAUGUUGUAUGAAGCAUUUAGAAUGGCGACACAAGAAGUAGAUGCUGAGGUUGGAGAAGCUGUGGAUGCAAAGGCUAAUGUUGGUAUUCGAGGAGAUCCAAGGGAAGAAGCCAAAACAUUUUAUAAAUUAAUGGAAGACCUUGAGUUGCCGUUAUAUCCAGGCUGUAAAAACUUUUCAAAGUUGUCCUUUCUGCUUAAGUUAUUUCACAUAAAGUGCUUAGAGGGGAUAACAGAUAAAAGUCUUUCUAUGAUUCUUGAUCUUUUCAAGGAAGCAUUGCCGGAGAAUAACACUUUGCCAGAAUCCUUCUACGAAGCUCAAAAGACGGUGAAGAAGUUGUCUCUUAACUCCAUCAAGAUUGAUGCUUGUCCCAAUAAUUGCAUGCUAUUUUGGAAAGAGCAUGCUAAUGCGGAUGAAUGUAUAAAGUGUCAUGCAUCAAGAUGGAAAAAAAAGGAACAAGGGAAUGGAAAUCCCACUACAGAACCUAAUCCCAAAAAGCUUCCAUGUCAGACAAUGAGGUAUUUCCCUUUAAUACCCAGGCUUCAGAGAAUGUUUAUGUCAUCUAAAACUGUCGCUAGUAUGAGAUGGCAUUCAGAUGAACGUCAGAGUGACGAUGGGGUAAUGACACAUCCAGCCGAUUCAAAAGCUUGGAAAUCAUUUGACGAUAAAUAUCAAUCUUUUGCCUCUGAAACACGAAAUGUUCGCCUUGGUUUAGCAAGUGACGGCUUCAGUCCCUUCAGGAAUGGAUAUAUUCCCCAUAGCACAUGGCCAGUGGUUCUAAUACCAUAUAAUUUGCCACCAUGGCUUUGCAUGAAACAACAUUCUCUGAUUUUGUCCACGCUCAUUCCAGGCCCUAAGGGACUUAAGAAGAAUAUUGAUGUGUAUCUCCAACCUCUAAUUGAGGAACUUAAGUUACUUUGGAAUGUUGGUGUGUAG